Diutina rugosa is the source of this 381-nucleotide messenger RNA. Its product is annotated as 60S ribosomal protein uL24. The transcript is spliced from 2 exons. Gene Ontology annotation, biological process: ribosomal large subunit biogenesis; cytoplasmic translation. The record is from RefSeq and is a predicted model, not a curated record. NCBI's taxonomy places the organism in Eukaryota, Fungi, Ascomycota, Pichiomycetes, Serinales, Debaryomycetaceae. Gene Ontology annotation, cellular component: ribosome; cytosolic large ribosomal subunit. The coding region runs from base 1 to 381 and encodes 126 amino acids. Gene Ontology annotation, molecular function: RNA binding; structural constituent of ribosome.
AUGAAGAUCAGCCAAGACGUUUCUUCCUCUCGCCGUAAGGCCAGAAAGGCUUACUUCACCUCGUCGUCGAUCGAAAGAAGAAAGAUGAUGUCGGCUCCCCUCUCCAAGGAAUUGAAGGAACAAUACGGUAUCUCGGCUCUUCCCAUCAGAAAGGAAGACACCGUCACUGUUGUCAGAGGUGCCAAGAAGGGCCAAGAAGGCAAGAUCUCGUCGGUUUACAGACUUAAGUUCGCCGUCCAACUCGAAAAGUUGCAAAAGGAAAAGUCGAACGGUGCCUCGAUCCCCAUCAACAUCCACCCCUCGAAGGUUGUCAUUACCAAGUUGCACUUGACCAAUGACAGAAAGGCUUUGAUUGCCAGAAAGGGUGGCAAGGCUGAAUAA